Messenger RNA from Salvelinus fontinalis (brook trout), 16913 nucleotides. Its product is annotated as zona pellucida-like domain-containing protein 1. The transcript has a single exon. Gene Ontology annotation, cellular component: cell surface. The record is from RefSeq and is a predicted model, not a curated record. Lineage: Eukaryota; Metazoa; Chordata; Actinopteri; Salmoniformes; Salmonidae. Bases 9731 to 10951 code for a protein of 406 amino acids.
UUAUUGAUAUUUGAUACAGUUGUCAGUCGUCGUAACUAGCAAAGGAUCAUGGUCGAUGUAGUCUUUUUUCAUCCUGCCUGAAAGUCAACUGGGAGAGUCCUCAUAGCCUGCUGGCCCGUGAUUGGUGUAAGCGUGUGAUCCAGUGUGGCGACAAAUGUAGUAGUCAGAAUGGAUCACAAUUUAAUUAAAUAUCUCGAUUUGUAGCAAACUUUAAAAUAAUUCACUGUGGAGAUCGAACACGAUCCAAAUAAACACAUUUUAGAGCCCAAAACGGUAGUCUAAAAAUGUAUUGUUUGGCCAUUCAGGCGAUCAUUAUUUACACAGGCUUUCUAGGGCAGACCACGGCUUUAGGUAACGUAAACUCAUACAUCGCCUUGGUCCGUACAAUUGCCCUUAUUUUAGAGCCCCAAAAACGUAAUACUUCCAGAUCAACUGUAAUGUCAAUACCAUUGUAAAGCACAAUUUCUCCCCUUUCCAACAUAAUCAAUGGCAUGACCUAAACGCUGCUCGUUUCUGCAUAAUUCAAGCAGGCAAUGAGCCAUGUCGGGUCUUUUUAAAAAUGGCGGGUGGGGAAGCGAAACUAAUGCGUGGUAGUAAGAAGGACAGAUGUCGUGUGGGAAAAUGGCUUUUUUCACUUGAUCUGUCCAACUUAUCACCUUAUUGCCUCUAAAAUGUAAAUAAAACACUAUAAAGAGUUUAUAUAAUGUGUCAUUACAUACCUAUUUGAAGGUUUGUGUCGAAUUUGAAUCGGGUUUUUAGGGCGGUGCUAAAGUGAUCUUAGAAGUAAACAGCGGCUUUGAGAAUGAUGAUCGCAUGCAAUGAUGAUGAAAAAAAUGACUAGGUAUCCCCCCAUACCCCGUCACUGUACAUUUCUUGUUUUUAAACGAUGAGAGAAGUGCUACACCUGGUGGAGAGAGAUUGUAAGACAGAAAUAGUUGCUUUAUGCGUGCUGUACGUUACGACAUGACACGUCACGAUGUAACGGAGGGUCAGUUUUUUCAACUUUUCUCCAAUACUAUAGAGCCCUUGUAAGGGCUGUUGUCCUCCUCCUCCUCAGAUGAGGAGAGGAGAGAAGGAUCAGUGGACCAAUACGCAGCAUUAGGGAAAUAUGCCAUCUCUUUAUUUGACACGACGGCACACGAAAACAAAACACUUACAAAAUUACAAAACAAGAAAACGACGUAGACGAAAACCUGAACAUGAACUUACAUAACUAACACGUAAAACUCACGGACAGGAACAGACUACAUCAAAACGAACGAACGAACAGCCAAACAGUCCCGUAUGGUACAUACAUCGACGACACAGGAGACAAUCACCCACAAACAAACAGUGAGAACACCCUACCUAAAUAUGACUCUCAAUUAGAGGAAAAUGCAAAACACCUGCCUCUAAUUAAGAGCCAUACCAGGCAACCCAAAACCAACAUAGAAACAGAAAACAUAGACUGCCCACCCAAAACACACGCCCUGACCAUAAACACAUACAAAAACAACAGAAAACAGGUCAGGAACGUUACAGCCCUUACCAUGUCGAUCAACGCUUGAAUAGAAACCUAGUUCACACCCCCAAUUUUGAAGUCAACACAGUCGCUACAGUCCCAUUAGUUUUCUUUGUACCCUCGUUUGAAUGUCGCGGUUACGCACAUUUGUACGGAAUGGGGUGAGUUUACAUUACCGCUAGCUUGCUAGGCAGUAUCAGACCAGCAGAGCUCUUCACUUCACGCUCCAGACCGGACACUGGGGGCCUGUACCUAACUAGCUAGCUAGCUAGCUAAUCGUGAAUGCCAAAAGACGCAGCUAGCUAGACUCGGGAGCCCAUGGGUACACAGGCUACAGUAGCCAACUGGUCAGACAUGAUUACACCAUGGGCAACAGUGACUCACGACUAGUUUGUUUUCAGACAAAUAUGUUCAACUCAUAGUUAUUUUAUCCAGUGACCACUGCAUUUAGGAGGAUAGAUAAAUUACUGAAUUGUAGCAAGCUAGCUCACUGGCCAGGCAGUAGCCACUACUAGCCAACAAAUCAUGGCUAGUAGUGGCUAUCCUUUGAUACAUUUUGGUUAACAAGUAGUUGAUAUAGAAUUUUGUGAUCAAUUUACAUAAAUUUAAAUUAUCCUAAUCGGUCUGCAACCCAGAGUGUGUAAAGUUCUGGUUUAAAUGAAACAGACAGAAUUCCCAGCUCACAAUUAGUCAAACCCAGUUUUAUUCACGAGAGCUCUGCCGUUCACAUACAAAGACGUUCCUUUUAUAACAUACUUCUAACCUACGCACACACAUACACAGUAACAUUAGGAGAGCUAUCUUCUUCUCUACAAUUCUCACCACAGUUUCUCACUACCCAGCUGACAGUUCCAGUCCCCCCCAGAUAAGGGAAACUUGGAGGGGUGUUCCCUGUCCUAUCUUAUCUUCCCAGAGUUAUAGCCGGGUCGGUUCAACCAUAGUUUAAUUGUUUCUAGGUGUUUUCUUAAGCAUACACACAUUUCUCUCUCUCCCAGUCUAACCUAGUUGGACUUAUGUUUAAUAGUUUUAAUUACUCCUUAUCCAUGCUACAUAACCUCUAAUCCCUAAUGGUUAAGUUUACGGGUAGAAUUAUAUAAUCAUUUAUAUUUAACCUUAUAAACUCUUUUAUCAGUAGUGGACUACCAUAAUGUAUUUGGUGAUUGUGAAGAGACCUUUGGUGGCAUGUCUUGUGGGGUCUGUAUGCGUGUCCGAGCUGUGUGUUAGUAGUUUAUACAGACACCUCGGUCCAUUCAGCAUGACAACACUUACAAAAACAAGCUGUGAUGGAAGUCAAUCUCUCCUCCACUUUGAGCCAUGAGAUAUUUACAUGCAUAUUAUUAAUGCUAGUUCUCCGUGUAUAUUUAAGGGCCAGCCGUGACCACAUGACUGAACAGUAGUCCUACAAAACUAGGGCCUGUAGGACCUGCCUUGUUGAUAGUGUUGUUAAAAAGGCAGAGCAGAGCUUUAUUAUGGACAGACUUCUCCCCAUCUUAGCUACUGUUGUAUCAAUAUGUUUUGAACAUGACAGUUUACAAUCCAGGGUUACUCCAAUUAGUUUAGUCACCUCAACUUGCUCAAUUUCCACAUUAUUUAUUGCAAGAUUUAGUUGAGGUUUGGGGUUUGUUAAGUGAAUGAUUUGUCCCAAAUACAAUGCUUUUAGUUUUUUUUUUAAAUGUAGGACUAACUUAUUCCUUGCCACCCAUUCUGAAAUGAACUGCAGCUCUUCGUUAAGUGUUACAGUGAUUUCACUCGCUGUAGUAGCUGACGUGUAUAGUGUUGAGUCAUCCGCAUACAGUCAUGGCCAAAAGUUUUGAGAAUGACACAAAUAUUAAUUUUCACAAAGUCUACUGCCUCAGUGCCUUUAGAUAUUUUUGUCAGAUGUUACUAUGGAAUGCUGAAGUAUAAUUACAAGCAUUUCAUAAGUGUCAAAGGCUUUUAUUGACAAUUACAUGAAGUUGAUGCAAAGAGUCAAUAUUUGCAGUGUUGAUCCUUCUUUUUCAAGACCUCUGCAAUCCGCCCUGGCAUGCUGUCAAUUAACUUCUGGGCCACAUCCUGACUGAUGGCUGCCCAUUCUUGCAUAAUCAAUGCUUGGAGUUUGUCAGAAUUUGUGGGUUUUUGUUUGUUCACCCGUCUCCUGAGGAUUGACCACAAGUUCUCAAUGGGAUUAAGGUCUGGGGAGUUUCCUGGCCAUGGACCCAUAAUAUUGAUGUUUGUUCCCUGAGCCACUUAGUUAUCACUUUUGCCUUAUGGCAAGGUGCUCCAUCAUGCUGGAAAAGGCAUUGUUCGUCACCAAACUAUUCCUGGAUGGUUGGGAGAAGUUGCUCUCGGAGAAUGUGUUGGUACCAUUCUUUAUUCAUGGCUGUGUUCUUAGGCAAAAUUGUGAGUGAGUCCACUCCCUUGGCUGAGAAGUAACCCUACACAUGAAUGGUGAUGCUUUACUGUUGGCAUGACACAGGACUGAUGGAAGCGCUCACCUUGUCUUCUCUGGACAAACUUUUUUCCGGAUACUUCAAACAAUUGGAAAGGGGAUUCAGAGAUCAGAGAAAAUUACUUUACCCCAGUCCUCAGCAGUCCAAUCCCUGUACCUUUUGCAGAAUAUCAGUCUGUCCCUGAUGUUUUUCCUGGAGAGAAGUGGCUUCUUUGCUGCCCUUCUUGACACCAGGCCAUCCUCCAAAAGUCUUCGCCUCACUGUGCGUGCAGAUGCACUCACACCUGCCUGCUGCCAUUCCUGAGCAAGCUCUGUACUAGUGGUGAACCGAUCCCGCAUCUGAAUCAACUUUAGGAGAUGGUCCUGGCGCUUGCUGGACUUUCUUGGGGCCCUGAAGCCUUUUUCACCACAAUUGAACUGCUCUCCUUGAAGUUCUUGAUGAUCCGAUAAAUGGUUGAUUUAGGUGCAAUCUUACUGGCAGCAAUAUCCCUGCCUGUGAAGCCCUUUUUGCACAAAGCAAUGAUGACUGCACGUGUUUCCUUGCAGGUAACCAUGGUUGACAGAGGAAGAACAAUGAUUCCAAGCACCACUCUCCUUUUGAAGCUUCCAGUCUGUUAUUUGAACUCAAUCAGCAUGACAGAGUGAUCUCCAGCCUUGUCCUUGUCAACACUCACACCUGUGUUAACGAGAGAAUCACUGACAUGAUGUCAGCUGGUCCUUUUGUGGCAGGGCUGAAAUGAAGUGGAAAUGUUUUUUGGGGAUUCAGUUCAUUUGCCUGUCAAAGAGGGACUUUGCAAUUAAUUGCAGUUCAUCUGAUCACUCUUCAUAACAUUCUGGAGUAUAUGCAAAUUGCCAUCAUACAAACUGAGGCAGCAGACUUUGUGAAAAUGAAUAUUCGUGUCAUUCUCAAAACUUUUGGCCACGACUGUACAUAGACUCAAAGCCAGUGGCAUGUCAUUAGUAAAGAUUGAAAAAGGUAAGGGGCCUAGACAGCUGCCCUGGGGAAUUCCUGAUUCCACCUGGAUUAUGUUGGCGAGGCUUCCAUUAAAGAACACCUUCUGUGUUGUGUUUGACAGGUAACUCUUUAUUCACAAUAUAGCAGGGUGUGUAAACCCUUAACACAUACACUACCGUUCAAAAGUUUGGGGUCACUUAGAAAUGCCCUUGUUUUUGAAAGAAAAGCACAUUUUUGUCCAUUAAAAUGACAUCAUAUACAGUGUAGACAUUGUUAAUGUUGUAGCCUAGUGGUUAGAGCGUUGGACUAGUAACCGGAAGGUUGCAAAAUCGAAUAUCCGAGCUGACAAGGUAAAAAUCUCUUGUUCUGCCCCUGAACAAGGCAGUUAACCUACUGUUCCUAGGCCGUCAUUGAAAAUAAGAAUUUGUUCUUAACUGACUUGCCUAGUUAAAUAAAGGUAAAAAUAAAUAAAAAAAUGUUGUGAAUGACUAUUGUAGCUGGAAACAGCUGAUUUUUAAUGGAAUAUUUACAUAGGCGUACAGAGACCCAUUAUCAGCAACCAUCACUCCUGUGUUCCAAUGGCAGGUUGUGUUAGAUAAUCCAAGUUGAUCAUUUUAAAAGAUCAUUAGAAAAUCAUUUUGCAAUCAUGUUAACACAGCUGAAAACUGUUGUUCUGAUUAAAGAACCAAUAAAACUGUCCCUUCACAGAAUAGCGCAAACUAGUUGAAUAGAAAGAGGAAUGGGAGGCCCCGGUGCUCAACUGAGCAAGAGGACAAGUACAUUGGAGUGUCCAGUUUGAGAAACAGACACCUCACAAGUCAUCAACUGGCAACUUCAUUAAUUAAGUAGUACCCGCAAAAAAAGUCUCAACGUCAACAGUGAAGUGGCGACUCCGGGAUGCUGGCCUUCUAGGCAGAGUUGCAAAGAAAAAGCCAUAUCUCAGACUGGCCAAUAAAAAUAAAAGAUUAAGAUGGGCAAAAGAACACAGACACUGGACAGAGGAACUCUGCUUGGCUCCAAGUAGCUAGGGACUUUAAUGCAGGGAAACUUAAAUCCGUUUUACCAGAUUUCUAUCAGCAUGUUAAAUGUGCAACCAGAGGGAAAACAACUCUGGACCACCUUUAGUCCACAGAGACACAUUCAAAGCUCUUCCUCGCCCUCCAUUUGGCAAAUCUGAAUCAUAAUUCUACCCUCCUGAUUCCUGCUUACAAGCAAAAACUAAAGCAGGAAGCACCAGUGACUAGAUCAAUAAGAAAGUGGUCAGAUGAAGCAGAUGCUAAGCUACUAGACUGUUUUGCUACCACAGACUGGAAUAUGAUCCGGGAUUCCUCCAAUGGCAUUGAGGAGUACAUCACAUCAGUCAUUGGCUUCAUCAAUAAGUACAUUAAUGACGUCUUCCCCACAGUGACCGUACGUACAUACCCCAACCAGAAGCCUUAGGUUACAGGCAAUAUCCGCAAUAAGCUAAAGGCUAGAGUUGCCGCUUUCAAUGAGCGGGACUCUAAUUUCUUAUAAGAAAUCCUGCUAUGCCCUCCGACAAACCAUCAAACAGGCAAAGCAUCAGUACAGGACUAAGAUCGAAUUGUAUUACACCAGCUCUGACGCUCGUCGGAUGUGGCAGGGCUUGCAUACCAUUACAGACUACAAAGGGAAGCACAGCCGAGAGAGCUGCCCAGUGACGAGAUAAACUACUUCUAUGCUAGCUUCGAGGUAAAUAACACGGAAACAUGCAUGAGAGCACCAGCUGUUCCGGAAGACUGGCUUUGGAGAGCGUGAUCCCACAAUGUGAGAUAAAGACAUUUAUACAGGUCAACAAGGCCACAGGGCAGAUUACCAGGACGUGUACUGCGAGCAUGCGCUGACCAACUGGCAAGUGGGUUCACUGACAUUUUCAACCUCUCCCUGUCCGAGUUUGUAACACCAACAUGUUUUCAGCAGACCACCAUAGUGCCUGUGCCCGAGAACACUAAGGAAGUGUUAAUGUGGUAGUGCUAAGGUAAUCCAGGGAGACAGGUGUUUUCUCCAUCUCCUUAGCUAUUCAUCCUCUAAUUCCCCUGAUUUCAUAACUCGGUCCUCCAGAAAGUGGAGAGCAACACUUAUGCAGUUCUAUUAAGCAAUAUUUUUUUAAUAAGCUGCGUUAGACAGGAUUACCUACACAUCCUGAGCAGCUCAAAUAGACAGAAGCGUGCUAUAUGACAGACCAAUCUGAACCAAUCAAAUUUUAUUUGUCACAUGCGCCAAAUACAACAGCAUUUCACCUUACAGGGAAAUGCUUACUUACAAGCCCUUAACCAUCAGUGCAGUUUUAAGAAAAGACCCCCAAAAAGUAAGAGAGAAGAAUUACAAAUAAUUAAGGAGCAGCAGUAAAUAACACUACCGGGGCUAUAUACAGGGUUACUGGUACAGUGUCAAUGUGCUGGGUCACCGGUGUCGAGGUAAUUGAGGUAAUAUGUACAUGUAGGUAGAGUUAUUAAAGUGACUAUGCAUGGAUAAUAACAGAGUAGCAGCAGUGUAGAAAGGGUGGAGAGGGGGGGCAUAUUUUUAGCAAACAUUUUUAUCAUUAAUUUAAACUCUAUAGAAACUAUGAGAAUAGAAAGGUUCAAAACUUUUGUGAAAAAUAUGAGACAAAAAUAGAUGGUGUUAAGAGAUAGAUGGGAGGGGUUGAGAGGAGCUGAAGAGAUUAAAAACUACAAGAUAACUAAUGAGCUGCCUCUGUGAAGUGGAAACGUCUACUGUAGAAGCAACAACGGCUCAGCCUCGACGUGGUAGGCCACACAAGCUCACAGAACGAAGUGGUAGGCCACACAAGCUCACAGAACGAAGUGGUAGGCCACACAAGCUCACAGAACGACGUGGUAGGCCACACAAGCUCACAGAACGAAGUGGUAGGCAACACAAGCUCACAGAACGAAGUGGUAGGCCACACAAGCUCACAGAACGAAGUGGUAGGCCACACAAGCUCACAGAACGAAGUGGUAGGCCACACAAGCUCACAGAACGAAGUGGUAGGCCACACAAGCUCACAGAACGAAGUGGUAGGCCACACAAGCUCACAGAAUGAAGUGGUAGGCCACACAAGCUCACAGAACGAAGUGGUAGGCCACACAAGCUCACAGAACGAGACUGCCGAGUGCUGAAGCGUGAAACAAAUAAAUAUCGUCUCUCCUCGGUUGCAACACUCAGUUUUAAACUGCCUCUGGAAGCAACGUCACCAAAAAAACCUGUUCGUCAGGACCUUCAUGAAAUGGUUUUUCAUGGCCGAGCAGCCGCACACAAGCUUGAGAUCACCAUGCACAAUCUCAAGCGUCGGCCGGAGUGUUGUGAAGCUCGCCGCCAUUGGACUUUGGAGCAGUGGAAACGCAUUCUCUGGAGUGAUGAAUCACGUUUCACCAUCUGGCAGUCCUACGGACUAAUCUGGGUUUGGCAGAUGCCAGACGAAAGCUGCCUGUCCGAAUGCAUAGUGCCAACUGUAAAGUUUGGUGGAGCAGGAAUAAUGGUCUGGGAAAGUUUAUGGUUCGGGCUAGGCCCCUUAGUUCCACUGAAGGGAAAUCUUAAUGCUACAGAAUACAAUUACAUUCUAGACGAUUCUGUGUUUCCAACUUUGUGGCAACAGUUUUGGGAAGGCCCUUUCCUGUUUCAGCAUGACAAUGCCCCUGUGCACAAACAAAAGUAUAUACAGAAAUGGUUUGUAGAAAUCGGUGUGGAAGAACUUGACUGGCCUCCGCAGAGACCUGACCUCAACCCCAUCAAACACCUUUGGGAUGAAUUAGAAGACGAUUUGUACAUGCUUCAGAACUCGGCGGUCCCAUCCUGUGAGCUUGCGUGAUCUACCACUUCGCGGCUGAGCCGUUGUUGCUCCAAGACGUUUCCACUUCACAAUAACAGCACUUACAGUUGACCGGGGCAGCUCUAGCAGGGCAGAAAUUUAACUGACUUGUUGGAAAGGUGGCAUGCUAUCAAGAUGCCACGUUUGACCUAGAUAGUUUGUGUGUAUGCAUUGAUAUGUAGGCUACGUGUGCCUUUUUAAAAAUGUAGUUCUGUCCUUGAGCUGCUCUUGUCUAUUGAUGUUCUGUAUUAUGUCAUUCUGUAUUAUGUUUCAAGUUUUGUGUGGAACCCCAGGAAGAGUAGCUGUUGCUCUUGCAACAGCUAAUGGGGAUCCUAAUAAAAUACCAAAUACCAAAACUCACUGAGCUCUUCAAUAUGGGCCAUUCUAAUGCCAAUGUUUGUCUAUAGAGAUUUCAUGGCUGUGUGCUCGAUUUUAUACACCUGUCAGCAAUGGGUGUGACUGAAAUAGUCGAAUCCACUAAUUUGAAUGGGUGUCAACAUACUUUUUGAAUGGGUGUCCACAUACUAUUUUAGCUAAUUUUGUAUCAUAUUUUUAUUCAUUUAGCUUUUAUUUUUUUGUACUAUUUUAUUCACUUAAUUACUUUUCGAUUGUUGUUCCAUUGUCGAGGUGAACCUGCAAGUCAGAAUUUCAUGGCACUGUUCUCCACCUAAAUCAUGUGUAUGUGAUUUAUAAACGGACUAGAACUUCAACUUCUGGGUCAUUGUCUGCUCUCUUAUAACCACACUGGGUCAUGAGAAAGGUCAACGGGGUAUUGUUGGGAAAGGUCAACGGGGUAUUGUUGGGAGUCAAAAUGAGGCCAAGAACGGUUUCGUUUACAUUCAACACCUCCAUGAAAUAUCAUAUCAGCCCAAGGGAACCUAAAGAACAUUGACAAAAGAAAUAGGACAUUUUCUCUGCGUGACACCCUCAACACAAUGUAAUCGUUUGAAUACACAGAGCAACAUUGACCUUAUUUCUGCCCUAUCCCAAGAAGGAGCCCUGGCUAUAAGAGGAACUGUAAUGAAGCAGGACAGUCAAGAUAUGAACACAGCAAGGAACGCAAAAAUGAAACUUCUCAGCUUUUUACUUUUUGCCAUGAUGAUCGCAAAGAAUAGUCAACUACAAUUCAUUGACUGUGGAACAAACUUAAGACGGCCACAAUACACUGACAUCUCGGUAACUUGUGGAACCAAAUCUAUUGGUCUGGCUAUCCUCAUCUGCCCAGCCAUAUACACUGGCUACAACGAGUCCCUGCUCAUCCUCAACCACGUCAUGAAUGGCCCAGCCUGCAAGGGAACCUUAGAUCAAAGUGUGAUUCCACCUGUCGUGAGGUUUGAAUUCCCCCUCAACACAACCAAUUCCUGUGGCAGCCUCUUCAGGACAACCAGUGCUGCAGGCACAGGAAUAUUCUCUGACUUCUCCGACCUCCAGACAGUCAACAUCAGCGGGUUGGUCCGAUCAUAUGAUCCCACCACAGGGCCAGUCACUUACAACACAGAGCUGAAGUAUUAUUACUCCUGCUCCUAUCCUCUAGAGUACCUGAUCAACAACACCCAGAUUGAUACGUCUGCAUCUUCCAUUGCAGUUAAGGACAACAAUGGUACUUUCAUCAGCACUUUGAGUCUUAAUCUUUUCAGUGAUGACGACUACAUUUCGCCCUUAAUCAUUCCGAAACAGGGUCUUGAGCUGAGGACCGAAAUCUACACUCGAGUCCAAGCCACCAACCUGACCUCUCAUUACCGUGUGUUCCUCGACCAAUGCUACGCCUCCGUUUCUCCACAACCCGACAGGGACAACUCCACUAUCUUCAACCUGUUUGUCCCUUGCAACGUUGAACCGUUGACCGUCAUCAAAGAGAACGGAGAGAGUCAACGUGCCUGUUUCUCCUUCCCGGCCUUCCGCUUCACGGAGCAACCAAAUGAGAUGAUGUCUACCUACUUCCUCCACUGCAUCACCCGUCUCUGUGAGGAGAGCACCUGCAGUACUCUUAAACAAUGUAACAACCGGAGGAGAAGGAGUGCUGUUCCCGAAAGUGUAGAUGGAGUGACAGGGUACACAACCGUUAGCUCUACUCCGAUCACCGUCAGAGCAGAAAGAGUUAUGGCUAUAAAAGAACGGGAGACGGCCAGCGACAACUCAGACACUUCUACAGGACUUGCGGUGGCGGUGGGCUUUCUGGCAUUCCUCUGCAUUGUUGUCAUUAUAAUGACAGCAGUCUUCUACCGGACACUGAACCAUUAAAGGGGUUGACUGCUCCACACCCGAAUGAGUUGAAAUAUUGGAUCAGCAGUACAGAAGGCAUUGUCCCUUUAAAUACAGGUCAGGUUGGUGGCAUUGACUUGAGUAUAAAUGGGGUCCUCAGCUCGAGACCGUGUGUGUCCACCUGCUGGUCUCACUACUCUGGAGGAGGACUGAUCUCAACGUAUUGUGCCUUUUUUUCACAUUUGUUUACAUUUGGGAGAUCUUGUUUUUCUAGUUAUUUCUCAGCUAUAGCUAAUUAAUGUUGUGUAUACUAAAGAAUUAGAACAAUGCAGCUUUUAGAGUGUUUAUGUAAAGACACUAUUACAGGCUUAGCUAGUGCUUUGUGCAGGUGCUCAUUUAAUGUCAUGACUAAUGUACUUAUGUCGCGUUCACGUCCUGUCGGAGUGAUCGGAGGAACGACUUUUCUACUUGGGAGGAACUACUUGGAGCGUUCACGUGCUCGGAGCUCAGAAGGAACGCAAGAACCGUUCUCCCCAUUGACAGCCGACAUCACGGUCAUGUUUGUGGUGAAGUCAGUGUUCAGCAUGUGGAAAAGAGAUCACGGCCAAGUUUCCUAGUCGUAACGACAAGUUGGAGGGGUGUUCACGUGCAUUUAUCCCAGUAGGAAGGCCGUAUUUACGAUUUCCCGACUAAAUGUGAACGUGGGCAUGAAGACAGCACUGCCCCAAAGGAAGAAUUAAUGUGGUUGGUUGACUCAAUUACGAAGGCGGGGCUUACAUUAUAUUUCAAACCUGCUGCAUGCUCUAAAAGGAUCACUUGACCAAUCUGCUGUUACGGUGAGUGAGCAAUUUGUGGGUGAUUAAUUGUAUGAUUCUGUUUUUGUAGAUAACUAGCUAUAUUUAUCAUUGGAAAGUUGUUCUAAUCUCACAAACAUAGUGAACAUAUUCAUGAAAAAAUAUAUAUCUUCUUCAUUAAACAACCUGCUAGAAAGCUAGCUGGUGCUGGUAAGAUGGCUGGAUAACUAAUUGUAACGUGGCGAGAAUCACUAGACUGCCUCCUACAAACGGGAAGGCACGUGCUUCGACUAACCUCAGCGCCCCUCACACAUUGGGGCCAUGUGUUCCGACUGCCUCACAGCCACCAUCCCACUUCUGACACCAAUGUAGCGAACGGAGGGAGCUGGAAGCGAACCUGGGUCUCCAGAGUGAAAGGCAAACCACCUACGCAUCCCGCCAAUAAGGAUAGCAAAGAUUGCUACAGUAUGUUUUGUUGAUUUAGAUUAUCUAACCCCCUAGAGUCUAUUGAUGCACCGGUGCGUCCAUAUAAGUAACAUAAUAAAUACAUCUGCCACAAAAUCUGUCAGUUUAAACUGGAGAUAUCUGCUUUUUUGCAUGGACUUCGUCUCAAUCCACCGCAUCCACCUACGUCGCCCUUCCGCAUCUGCAGUGGAAAGUGGCAGAGCUAUAGCACUGUUUGUCAGACCAGGUGACAUCUCGAAGACCGGCCUUCUCAUAUCCGCCUACAGAGGGGAGACUCUCACAAACACAACGGAGUUCUCCGUUUUGCUCUACGACCCCCACAAGUGUCACGGGACUCGUCUGAAGUCAGUAACGUUGAUGUACCAUCUUUUGUCUGUAGCAUCUGGGCUACAAACUAAUAUGACCCCCGCCCCCUCUCACAAACAUGAUGGUGUUCUCCGUUUUGCCCUAUGACCCCCACAAGUGUCUUGAGACUGGUCUAAAGGUAACGCAUAUAAAUGAAUGGAAGUAUGGAGGUAGUUUUGUGUCCAAAAAAUUAUAAUAACAAACAGAUACAUUACCAGUCAAGAGAUACAUACCAGUCAAAAGAUACAUUACCAGUCAAAAGAUACUUUACCAGUCAACAGAUACAUUACCAGUCAAAAGAUACUUUACCAGUCAACAGAUACAUUACCAGUCAAAAGAUACUUUACCAGUCAACAGAUACAUAACCAGUCAACAGAUACAUUACCAGUCAACAGAUACAUUACCAGUCAACAGAUACAUUACCAGUCAAAAGAUACUUUACCAGUCAACAGAUACAUAACCAGUCAACAGAUACAUUACCAGUCAACAGAUACAUUACCAGUCAACAGAUACAUUACCAGUCAAAAGAUACUUUACCAGUCAACAGAUACAUUACCAGUCAACAGAUACAUUACCAGUCAACAGAUACAUUACCAGUCAAAAGAUACUUUACCAGUCAACAGAUACAUUACCAGUCAACAGAUACAUUACCAGUCAACAGAUACAUUACCAGUCAACAGAUACAUAACCAGUCAACAGAUACAUUACCAGUCAACAGAUACAUUACCAGUCAAAAGAUACAUUACCAGUCAAAAGAUACAGUACCAGUCAAAGUUUGGACACACCUACUCAUUCAAGGGUUUUUCUUAAUUUUUACUAUUUUAUAUUUUUGAAUGAGUAGGUGUGUCCAAACUUUUGACUGGUACUGUGUAGAUAUAUAUAUAGGCUAUAGUAGUAUAUAUAUAUAUGGGCUAUAGUAGUAUAUAUAUAUAUGGGCUAUAGUAGUAUGGGCUAUAGUAGUAAAGGCCAAAUUAAAUAUUUGAUCAAAUUAUUUAUUAGUAUUUUAUUUUUGAUCCAUAAAUGGGUGCUAAAAUUCCAAAUCAAAUAUCUAAAUGAUCCAUGGUAUGAACAAUUCCAUAAGUCAGCAGACUUCCUUGUUGGUUGUAAGUCGAAUUCAGGCACAACAGCGACCUCUCACAGAAGUCCUCCACCUGUAAAUCUGAGACCAUGGUUGUGCUUCCGUUGUGGGUGUGGUAGCAAAGCAGCCUUUAUUUGCAUGCAAUUAACAUAUUAAUAUGCAUAACCAUUUCUCCUGACAGGGGAAGAACUGCUCUGGUACGCUGCAUGUAACUAGUAACUAACGUCACUAGUUACCACAGCCACAAUCAAAAACCCUGCUUAUUUCUACAAUUUCUCUUCUUAACCUAGAGUCGAUGUCCACACCCCCCGCGUAAAUCUAAUUAGCAUACAUUUUGCAUUGGCUACGUCUCAAUCCACCACAUCUGCCAAUGGCGGCCUUCCGCAUCUGCGGUGGAAGGUGGCCGAGCUACAGCGGUGUUUGUCAGACUAGGAGACAUCCUGAAAAUCAGUAAUCUCACGAAAACGUCUGUAGCUUUUGAACGGUUUGGGGAUGCGUCACGGGACACGUCGGAAGUCCGUACCGCUGAUCUGCCAACUUCUGUUUGUAUUGUCCGAACAGUUUGGGCUACACAUUAAUAUGAUCUCUCUAUGGAAAGGUGAAAUAUGGGUGAAAAUGUUUCAUCCAAUUUUUUUAUUAAAAUCAGAACUAGACCUAAAGGGGUCCUAAAAUUCUAAAUCAAAUAACUAAAUGAUCCUUGGUGUGAACUUCUUAAAACAAUUCCAUAUGUCAACCAGUCAUUAAGGUGUUUUUGUUAGACCUAUGCGAACAUGGCCAAAGAAGUGACUGAAACAGGAAUCAAUUUUGCAGCGAUGAUAAAGCUACAGGGCAUACAAAUGAAGGUGAUAUUUGAGACCUCUCUCUAACCAAUAAAUUGUACAUAUGCUUUCAGUUCGCGAGUGUAUAGCAUGGACAGCUAUAGCAUUUUGGGCCCUAAGCGAGAUUUGGUACCCCCCCCUUCACGUGCAAUGAUUUUUUUUUGCCUUCCUCUUGACAGAAGUAGCCUCUACGUUUUUUUAAAGUAACUUUUUGGUAAUUCUACUCAUUUUCCCAUGGGGCGGAGAGAAAAUGUUGUGAAUUUAUCACAAAUUUCCUGCAAUUAUGUCAUUGUCAUUAUGGGGUAUUGUGUGUAGAUUGAUGAGAGAAAAAAAAACAAUUUAAUCAAUUUUAGAAUAAGGCUGUAAUGUAACAAAAUGUGGAAAAAGUAAAGGGGUCUGAAUAAUUACCAAAUGCACUGUAUAAUGACGAGAUGCUCAUGUCUCCGCCUUAACAAUGGGAGUCGUUGUCCCAAAGCCUGGAAGGCAGGCGACAAGUUUAGGUUAAAUAUAAUCCCAUUGAAUGCAAGGGAAGCCAGUGAGCAUUUGGUCUCCCUUGAUAAAAAAAGUAUAAAAUAAUUGCAAAUCAGCGUUGAUUUAAACUGAGUGAGCUCAACUGUGAAUGGUCCUCGUGCACCCAAAAAAAGUGUCAAGGGAAGCCAGUUUGGAUUUGGCUUCACACUAAUCACAUCAAAAGCAAAAUGUCAUUGUCACAAAAAACUUGCAUUUUUGUAUCUCGUUGUGUCGUUGUCCUCCGGUGGCUAUCCAGCUAGCUAAAAUUGACCCUUCCCUAAAUUUGCCAUGUAUGGAGAUAGGGAUUUGGACUUGUGAUUUUACUUAAUUCUCCGUACUGGCCAAUGAUUAAAACGGAAAUUCUGAUCCAACCAUAAAUUCAUAAAUUGUGAGGAUGGAAGUUCAAUAUGUAGUUAGAUCUAGUACGCUAAUCUUAACUAGUUGGCUCAUCGUUGCCCAUGAAAGGAAGCUAGGCUAGCGAGCAAGCGUUUUAGCCAGGUAGCCAAGAACAACAAAACUAAAAGUGUGUACUGUAUGACAGAGUCAUAGACCGUUUCGUCAACAUGAACGAGAGGAGGAUGACAUUGUCUACAAGUAGGGUGAGUCAUGUUUUUUCUACUUACACACACACACACACACACACACACACACACACACACACACACACACACACACACACACACACACACACACACACACACAGAGAAAUCAGAAUCAUGGACAGCCACAUCAUAUCUAGCUUAUAUUGGACUAAAUUGUUGUUGGUAUCUUUAGUUGUCACUGUAUUAGAAUAAGCAUAGGUGAUUUGAAGACGUUGAAGUGUUUUAAUUGAAAUGGUGCUGGAAUAGUGGAGGCGCCUCCUGUUUUCUUUGCCUCUUGCGGGUAACGCUCUGUGGUUCUAAAUCAAUAGUUGUUUUGUAGUCCGAAAAUGUCGGAAACAUGAACUUGCCAGACAAUGCAGUAGGUCAUGUAAAUCAAAUCAAAUCAAAUUGUAUUGGUCACAUACACAUCGUUAGCAGAUUAUAUUGCGAGUGUAGCAAAAUGCUUUUACUUCUACUUCCGACAGUGCAGCAAUAUCUAACAAGUAUUAUCUAACAAUUCCACAACAGAUACCUAAUACACACAAAUCUAAGUAAAAGAAUGGAAUUAAGAAUAUAUAAAUAUAUAGAUGAGCAAUGACAGAGCGGCAUAGAAUAAGAUACAGUAGAAUAGUAUAGAAUACAGUAUAUACAUAUGAGAUGAGUAAUGCAUUGACUAAGAUACAGUAGAUAAUAUAGAAUACAGUAUAUACAUAUGAGAUGAGUAAUGCAUAGACUAAGAUACAGUAGAUAAUAUAGAAUACAGUAUAUACAUAUGAGAUGAGUAAUGCAUAGACUAAGAUACAGUAGAUAAUAUAUAAUACAGUAUAUACAUAUGAGAUGAGUAAUGCAAGAUGUAAACAUUAUUAAACUGGCAUUAUUAAAGUGACUUGUGUUCCAUUUAUUAAAGUGGCCAAUGAUUUCAAGUCUAUAUGUAGGCAGGUAACAUCACAAAAUUGUUUGUUACAUGGAAUAUGCUUUGUGGACUUCAACCAGACAGAUGUUGCUCUCUGGUUUUGUGAUGAAACAAAGGUGUGGUUGAAUUUAUUCUGCCACUGUGUCUAUUAGGCCUAUAUAUCACGUUGGCAAGGUAUAUGAACUAACAGGUUAUAGAGCAAACAACGCAAUUAUCACAACACCUAGGUUGUACAGCUUAUUUUUUUCUGCCUUGUCUUCCCCAAUGAUGUUACCUACGCACCGCUACUGUAGAAACGCAUUGGGUUUAUUUUGGACAGAUUUUGGCGAGAGUGAAACCUCUCGCUUCGCCUCUUAUUCUCUGACUGGGCCUCCUCCCCUCAACAUAUUUGGCAAUGAAAAACAUCUGUCUCUUUGUUCUAUCAUCUGUGGCACCAUCAAAUAGGCGGCGCCUACUUCCCAAAUGGGCAGAGUCAAACGAUCUACACUUGUCAUUUG